Durio zibethinus is the source of this 3338-nucleotide messenger RNA. RefSeq names its product disease resistance protein RPM1-like. NCBI's taxonomy places the organism in Eukaryota, Viridiplantae, Streptophyta, Magnoliopsida, Malvales, Malvaceae. Gene Ontology annotation, molecular function: ADP binding. Gene Ontology annotation, biological process: defense response to other organism. The record is from RefSeq and is a predicted model, not a curated record.
UAAAUUAUCAUAUCUUAACUUAGAAGGCUCCAAUAACUCUAGAACGUGCCUGCCCUAUCCUUCCAAUGGGAGAUGUGGAAUGGUCGUCUCUGAAAUAGGGAGGAAAUAAGUUAGUGGAAAAGGAAGAUUCGCCGAUGCAACUUGCAUUGCUCAAAAUGAUAAUAAAUUUGGUUAAAGUCAAUCAGUCAAUGCUCACAACUUCAAGGAAAAAAACAUAUAUGAAGACCAUUGGUAGCAAUAAGACGUGAGUUGAAGGAUAAAAGGGAGUUGCAUAUUCAUCAAUCCCUUCAGAAAGAUCACAGUGAUCAUAUUCAUGGCGGCAGAUGGCGCUGUGAGCUUCUUACUCCAAAAAAUUGAUUAUUUACUCAGUCGAGAAUGGAGUCUUUUGAGUGGGAUAGAUAACGAAGUUGAUGGCUUGAAACACGAAUUUGAGACAAUUGGUGCGCUGCUUCGGGAGGCUGAUACAAAAGGAGGAAACAAUGGGCAAUUGAGGGUGUGGAUAAAACAAGUUCGCGACCUGGCUUAUGACAUCGAGGAUGUUCUUGACAUGUUUGCCUUCCGCACAGCUAAGGCAUCCAGGGCUUUUCCUAAAUUCCUUCAAUUCAUAAAGCGUCGCUCAAUUGCCAUUCUUAUCCAAGACAUCAAUACAAAGCUCCAUGGCACCAAAGAAACAAGGGAAAGAUACCGUGCCAUCAGUUCGUCUGAUCAAAUCUCAAUCUCAGGCUUCGAUCCUGAAAAUAACACCUACCUUCAUCCUAGACUUGCCUCUUUGUACAUGGAUGAAACUGAUAUUGUGGGGAUUGAAGAACCUAGAAAUAGGUUGAUGGCAUGGGCGGUUGACAAAGAACCAAAACUAAAAGUCAUGUUUGUGGUCGGCAUGGGUGGAUCUGGAAAGACACUUCUCGUCAAAAAAGUGUUCGAGGAACUUAAAUCUAGCUUUGAUUGUUCUGCUUGGAUUCCUCUGUCAAAGUCCAAUAAGAAAGAGGAGCUCUUGUUGACGAUGAUGAAGCGGUUUUUUGAUUCUACACAUGGACGACUUCCACCAGAAUUUUUCACCACCAGUCUGAUCCAGCUGAUGGAUAAACUGAGGGGAUAUCUUCAAAACAAACGGUACCUUAUAGUCUUUGAUGACUUAUGGAGCAAAGAUGUGUGGGAAUCCAUCCAAUAUGCAUUGCCAAAUCAAAACCGUGGUAGAAUUAUUAUCGCCACACGAAGAGGAGACAUAGCUCGUUUGUGUAGUCAUAACUCUUCUGUCAGUGUUUACAACCUACAACCUCUGUCUUCAGACAAUGCUCAACAGCUGUUCUAUAAGAAGGUUUUCCCAUUAACCAAUGAAUGCCCCAAGGGUUUGGUCGAAUGGUCGAGAAAACUCUUGCAUCAAUGUGAGGGAUUGCCCCUCGGAAUUGUUUCAAUAGGCAACCUUUUAUCAAAUACUGAUAAAACAGCAGAUGAAUGGAGGAAAUUACAUGACAGCCUUGGAUCAGAACUGGAAAGUGAAGGUCGUCUUUCAAUCACAUCGAAUGUACUGUCUGUUAGUUAUAAUGAUCUUCCUUACUAUCUAAAAUAUUGCUUGCUUUACUUUAGCAUCUUUCCUGAAGGCUACACAGUUAACCGUAGAAAACUGAUUCGAUUAUGGAUAUCAGAGGGACUCAUAAAAGAAGUGGUAGGAAAAUCACUUGAAGAAGUCGCGGAGGACUACCUUAAAGAGCUUAUCCAGAGGAAGCUGGUUCUGGUGAAUGAAAUUGACUUUGAUGGGCGUGCGAGAAACUGCCGGGUUCAUCAUCUUCUGCAUAAAAUCAUACUAUCAAAGUCGCAUGAGGAAAACUUUUGUCGAGUUUCUACUGGACCAGAGAUGAGCUUCAACGAGAAAGUUCGUCGCCUAUCCGUUCACAAGACAUGCAGUAAUAUGUUGGGAAAGAAAUUUUCUCGUGGUCGUUCCUUGUUCUUGUUUGGAAUGGAAAUGUUGACCCACUCCAUCAGCCAAACCAUUUUGUCAGGUUUUAGCAUAUUGAAGGUUUUGGAUCUUGAAGGAGCACCUUUGGACAAAUUUCCCAAUGCAAUUACCCGUCUUAUCCUUUUAAAGUACUUGUCCUUGAAAAACACAAACAUUAGAAAGCUUCCAAAGUCCAUCAAAAAGCUUCAAAACCUAGAGACGUUAGAUCUCAAGCAAACUUUUGUCAUGGAGCUACCAAAAACGAUCAUCAAACUUGAGAAACUACGCCAUCUGCUCGUCUACCGUUACGACGCAAAGAACCAAGUAAGCAUCUUAUUACAAGGUUGCAAGGCCUGCAGAAGAAUUGGGGGGCUACUUUCCCUGCAGAAACUGUCAGUGAUAAAGGCCAACGGAGAUGAUGGAAUGAUAAAGGCACUGGGAAACCUGACACAGCUGCGGAAGUUGGGGAUUAUUGACCUGAAAGAUGGGGAUGGGAAACAUUUGUGCCUCUCCAUUGCCAAUAUGAACAAUCUUCAAUCUUUGCAUGUAGCCUCAAUUACGCAAGACGAAUUUCUAGACCUAAAUGCAAUGCCUGCUACUCUUCCAAAGCUUCUUCAACGUCUGAGUUUGAAGGGGCGCUUGAAAAAGUUACCUGACUGGGUACCCUCCUUACAUGACUUGAUCAGGAUUCGCUUAAAGGGGUCCAAGUUAGAAAGCAACCCAAUCGAUGCCCUUGAAGAUCUUCCUAAUCUAAUGGAGCUCCAACUUCUUGAUGCGUAUGCUGGGAAUCAGUUAGUUUUUCGACCAGGAAAGUUUCAAAAUCUGAAGAUUUUGGAGCUGGAGAGUUUGAUCGCCCUGGAAUUCGUGAUAAUGGAACAAGGUGCUCUGCCUUCCCUUGAAAAGUUGAUCACAAGACGGUGCCAAAAGCUGAAAAUGAUUCCAAGAGGGAUUGAUAAGCUGUUACAACUACGAGAGUUCCACCUGUAUGAUAUGCCCGAGAAACUGGUAAAUGGGCUGCAAAAGAAUAGUGGUGAGUUCCGUCAACUUGUUCGCCACAUUCCUCUCAUUACUUCUUAUUCUCUUGAGAGCAGUGGGUAUUGGAAGGCUAAAGAUCUUUCAUGAUUCACCAUUCAUGUUGACUUCAAAGGCUAGUCCAAUUAUUCCAUUUAUAUAGAUGCUAAAUCUUAGGCUUAUUUGGUUUUUUUUUUUUUUUUUCUUUGUUAUUUACUUUAUUGCUUUUGGAUUCUCAUAUAAAUAAAACAAUUAAAAAGUUUAUUUUUUGGAUACAAAUGUAAAAAUAGUAUUGUCUCCUGUGUUUGUAAAAAGGAAAAUACGAAAAUGCAAAAAUUGUUUAUCAGAUAAUAGAUACGGGCAUUCAUCAUCAAGAUGAGUGUAGUUAUUUCAA